AUGGCCCAUGUUAUAACUCCGCUUGACCAGCCGUCCAACUACAAGGAUUCACAGGCGCGCGUGGACCGCAAAAAGCAAAACGACCUUCUCUCUAAAUCCACCACUCUUUAUAUCGGCAACUUGAGUUUUUACACGACCGAAGAACAAAUAUACGAGCUUUUCUCAAAAUGUGCUAGCCCGGAAGACGGCGGAGGUAUAAAACGAAUCAUUAUGGGUUUGGAUAGAAAUUCGAGAACCCCAUGUGGAUUUUGCUUCGUCGAAUACUACACUAAUGCCGAGGCAUUGGCUUGCAUGCGCUAUGUCAGCGGCACAAAGCUCGAUGAGCGCAUAAUUCGGUGCGACCUUGAUUUAGGAUACAGUGAAGGCCGCCAAUUUGGGAGGGGGAAAAGCGGUGGACAAGUUCGGGACGAACACCGUCAAGACUAUGACCCAGGAAGGGGUGGUUGGGGGGCUCAGGCCCAACGCCUAGAGCUUGAGCGUCGCCGUGAAGUCGAAGAACGUUACGCUGAUGCACAAGACGGGCCGGGCGCUGUUGCUGGUGGCGGUGGUGAUUGGAAGGAAGCAGACACAAGCGAUUCACGUUUGAAACGCGGUCGCUCGCCUGAAGACGAAGACGAGAACAUCCGCGGGGGUCAGAGAUCGCGUUUGGACGAAGAUGGGGACGGGGAAAGAAUGUAG
Molecule: messenger RNA, 678 nt
Organism: Mycena indigotica
Lineage: Eukaryota; Fungi; Basidiomycota; Agaricomycetes; Agaricales; Mycenaceae
Product: Nuclear cap-binding protein subunit 2
Exons: 4
Coding region: 1-678 (225 amino acids)
Biological process (GO): mRNA cis splicing, via spliceosome
Cellular component (GO): nuclear cap binding complex
Molecular function (GO): RNA cap binding
Source: RefSeq, a predicted model, not a curated record